AUUGAGUCACACUUAGGUACGGUAUGUGCAUCCAUUCUUUGCAUUGCACUCCAGUAGCUCUCUCGCCUGGAAAUUACUGCGACGCCAGAUAUCCGCCUGCCUUUUCAGUGAUUGUUGGCCGGAAUCAUCAUAUCAAUAUUCAAGUUCAGACGAUUUAAUGACCGGAUAUCUUUGGCCUUGAUUGAAGGGACAACUUUGGUAGAUAUUGUGACGAGGGGCAUUUAAAAAAUUCGAGUAAAAGUAUCAACGGAAUCAUGGUUACCGAUCGUCAAAAGAAUGAUUUGCCUCCAAGCAUGAAAGACCGAAUGAUUUUUUACUCCAACCAUGGAGUCUUCGACCUGCGGGUGUAUACCAGGCUAGAGAGGGAUGCAAUUGAGCGUGCUACGCGAGGCCAAAGUGACAACGAUCUAUGGUCGACAUACAGGUACGGCUGCAUUGGCGCUUCUAACGUUGGUGGCGUCUUGCGCUUCAUGGGGUUUCAAGGCAAUCGACGAAGAGCAAAUCCAUGGGCUCUUGCUGGCAGGAUUAUCGGAAAUGGACGCUCACUGAAGCAUCUUCCUCAGAUUGCUCGCGGUUAUGAAAUGGAGCCAGUGGCAAGAGCAAAGUAUGCCGAACAUCAGCAGAAGAGAGGUCACCAAGAUAUUGAAGUCAAAGAGUGUGGAAUGUUCUUCCAUCCGAGGAAGUCAUUUUUGGAAGCUUCAACUGACGGUCUUGUAAGUUGCAAAUGCUGUGGCGAGGGACUUGUUGAAAUCAAAUGCCCAAGCACAGCCCCGACGGAGAAGCCUUCGCCACUCAACGAGAAGUUCCUCAGACAGGACAAGAGAGGUAAGGUCCAACUGAAGAGGAACCACCCAUACUUCGACCAGAUCCAAGCGCAACUGGCAGUGACAGGGAAGACCUGGUGUGACUUCUUUGUCUACAAAGACAACGGGGUAUUCCUUGAGAGGAUUGAACGAGAUCCACAGUGGCAGAGAUCCUUCUUAAUGAUGAUGGACCGGUUUUUCUGGAGGUUUAUUGUCCCUGUCCUGGUUAGCCGGGCCAUCCGCUACAAGGAGGCAGUGGUUCGUAAACGGUACGGCUGCCCUUAUUGUGGAGAACCAAGCCACAGGGUUUCCUUCUGCUGGUACUGGUUUCCAUUGCGCUGCCAUAAUUGUAAGAACCUUGGGCAUAAGGAGAGAGUUUGUCCCAAAGCUUAAGAAUGCUUUCUUACGCCCAAGCAGUA
Lytechinus pictus (painted urchin) is the source of this 1222-nucleotide messenger RNA. RefSeq lists its product as uncharacterized. Lineage: Eukaryota; Metazoa; Echinodermata; Echinoidea; Temnopleuroida; Toxopneustidae. Gene Ontology annotation, molecular function: nucleic acid binding; zinc ion binding. The record is from RefSeq and is a predicted model, not a curated record. The transcript is spliced from 2 exons. The coding region runs from base 255 to 1196 and encodes 313 amino acids.